Molecule: messenger RNA, 1282 nt
Organism: Didymodactylos carnosus
Lineage: Eukaryota; Metazoa; Rotifera; Eurotatoria; Philodinida; Philodinidae
Source: the annotation of a GenBank genome assembly
AGUAUAUUCGUCGACGAUGAAGAAUUUAAUGUUGUUUUAUCAACUCAGUAUUUUGUAUCUGAUUUACCAGCAAAAUCUUUGUUCUGCAAUACAAUCAGUUUUAACGGAUACUAUGCUUGUACGUGCUGUUGUACUAAAGGUAAACAGUUUUAAAUAUUAACCUCAUUUUUUCUGCAUUGUUGUUUUUCUUUCCUAAACCUUACCAUCUGAUUUUCUCACGAAUAGGUAUCAAUUGACAAGGAUGUCCGCAUCAAAGAUGUGUUCUUUAAUUAAUUACUGUGUUAUCUUUAGGUGACUGGAAUCCGAUGUAUAAAACGGUGUUAUAUCCGUAUAAUCAAAACAAUUAUACUCCACGGACACAUGUUGGUUAUUUAAAAGCUGCAGAAGAAGCUGUUAAAAAAUCGAGCGGAUGUCGUGAGAUUAAUGUGGAAGGAAUCAAAGGCUUAUCAGCAUUGACCGAAAUAUUUUCAUACCCAUCCCAAAUAAUUUUUGAUUAUAUGCAUUUAGUGUGCUUGGGACGCAUACCAACGUUAAUCAAACGCUGGUGCCAAAUCAUUAGCAAACAAAAUGUUCAAGAUAUUGACGAUGUAUUAAAACAAAUACGCAUUCCACACAAUAUGAAAGUUAGUUAUACUGAAUCAAUUAUGGCUGUCGAUCAAUGGAAAGCGAAAAAUUCAAGGUUAUUUGUAUUAAAUAUUGGCGUCCCAAUUUGUGUGAGUCAUCUACCAAUACUAUUUGCCUCUCAUUUUGUCAUCUACUCAAUUGCAAUUAAAUUGUUACAUGCACCGAAGUCAGAUGAUGAAAUUAAUUUGGCACAACAGCUGAUCAAUUAUUACUGUAAAACAGCACCGUUAGUCUAUGAUCCGUCCAUUGAAUUAUUUUCAUUAAAGCUGCACAAUCAAUGUUUAAGCAAAACAUACAACUGAUACAGAUCCCACUAGAAUGCGAUCUUGAUCAUUUUUUAUGGAAUUCAAUGAAUGAUGAAUUAGCCGCAUUUUGGGAUCGAUGGUCAACACAUUCCGCGAGCAAUCCCCGCUGUGAUGACUGUUCCAAGCCCAUGGUUAUCGAUGGGCAUCAGAAGUGUACUCGUCGAGUAUGUUGCUGUGUUGAUACACAGCUACAAUGUCAUGAAUUAAAACAUGACACAUUUGUAAGUUAACUUUUUGUUUCAAGUUUUAUUCUCCGUUUAAUCCAUUAAAAGAAGUUUUUCUUUUUUUAGAUCACCUGUCCGUUCACUCCAGCCUACAAAUCUCGAUUUUGUAAAAUCCAACAUUUAGAUCCU